AUGGCGAUUUUCCUUGACAAACCCUAAUAAAUAAAAAUCGUGCCUUUCUUUCUCUCGUGUAGAAAAAAAAACCGAAAAGAACCUUCAAAGAAUCGUAAAAAAUGCCAGUAAUCACGAAGCUCUAUUCAUGGAAGGAGGUGUCCAAGCACAAAACUAGCGAUGACUGCUGGAUCGUCGUCGAUGGCAAGGUAUAUGAUGUGACAAAGUAUUUAGAUGAUCACCCUGGAGGAGAUGAUGUUCUCCUCUCGGCAACUGGGAAGGAUUCAACCGAAGAAUUUGAAGACGCUGGGCAUAGCAAAAGCGCUAGAGAGCUGAUGCAAGAGUACUUUAUCGGUGAGAUAGACUCUUCUCCAAUUAUCCCAGAACUCGAGAUUUUCACAAAGGAACAAGCUUUCACAAGCAACGUAUCCAAGUACUGGGCUCUCCCGGCUGCUAUUAUUGGUGUUUCUAUCUUAGCCGGUAUACUCUAUGCACGCAAGAAAAGCUGUUUAAUGCCGGCAUGAUCUCUGGACGUUGAUGACUGAGAAACUCACGAAAGCUGUGCUGGCUGUACCUUCUGCCUUCCUCUUCAUUUUCGAGGACUGCGGUGGUACGGUGAGCUUUAUUGAUCCUACAAACACAAUUUAAUGAUCAUUUCAUGUCAUGAAUUAAACAUGUUGAACAUUCUAUUUGAUAAAUUUUUCCAAAUCAUGGUAAUCUGUUCUAUA
This is a messenger RNA of Dioscorea cayenensis subsp. rotundata (Guinea yam), 707 nucleotides long. Its product is annotated as cytochrome b5. The record is from RefSeq and is a predicted model, not a curated record. Bases 102 to 503 code for a protein of 133 amino acids. Gene Ontology annotation, cellular component: intracellular membrane-bounded organelle; membrane. Lineage: Eukaryota; Viridiplantae; Streptophyta; Magnoliopsida; Dioscoreales; Dioscoreaceae. The transcript has 4 exons. Gene Ontology annotation, molecular function: heme binding.